Molecule: messenger RNA, 1371 nt
Organism: Paramecium tetraurelia
Lineage: Eukaryota; Ciliophora; Oligohymenophorea; Peniculida; Parameciidae
Exons: 4
Biological process (GO): mitotic DNA damage checkpoint signaling; protein phosphorylation
Cellular component (GO): nucleus; cytoplasm
Molecular function (GO): ATP binding; protein serine/threonine kinase activity
Source: RefSeq, a predicted model, not a curated record
AUGCAAAUGGUUGAACCCAUCAUCUGUUAUCGUAAACAUCUGAUUGGUGAUCAAAUUUAUGAGAUCAGAUUCACCGAAAAUGCCCUCACAUUAACAAAUCCCAAGAAACCCGGUACUCCUAAAUACUUCUUACCAUUAAGCUGGUCCUCAGAGAUAAGAUGGUAAUUAACAUCUAAAGAAAAUGCUUUUGGCUUUCACACAUAACCACAAAAAUUUAAAUGGUUUCAUGCUAAACAAAGUGACUUACUAAUAUUAAAGAAGAUCCUUUCCAAAUUUGUUUCUUUCACUUAAAUAUAAGACUUUUAUGAAGCCACAGAGUUUUUGGCAAGUGGUAGCAACAGUCGAGUUUAUUAAGUUGUUAGAAAGAAUGAUAAAAAUAAUAAUUUUGUCACAAAAUGUAUUACAAAGGAGACAAUUUAAAAUUCUGUUGAAAAAAUGAAUGGAUUGUACAAUGAAUUGAAUAUCCUUAAACAGCUAAACCACUCUAAUCUUCCUCAUUUUGAAGAGUUCUACGUUGGUGAUGGAACCUACUAUAUUGUUUUGGAGUAUUGUUAAGGCUAAACUUUAAAUUCACACUUAAAAGAAUUAAAACAUUAAUUAAAUGUAAGAGUCAUUUAGAGCAUUCUUUUGGAAUUACUAUAAGGUGUUGCCUAUUUGCAUUCCUUAAAUAUAAUACAUAGAGAUAUAAAGCCAGAGAAUGUUAUAUUAAAUAUUCAAGAGAAAAAAGUAGAUCUGAAAAUUGUUGAUUUUGGCCUUUCUGUAGAGCUUGAACCAAAUAAAGAACUUAAAAAAUGUGGAACUCCCGGAUUCGUGGCUCCGGAGAUAAUUAAUCUGAAAAAUGAAAAAUAUGGGUUAGAAAGCGAUAUUUUUUCGAUUGGAUGCGUGUUCUAUAAAUUAUUAUCAAGAAAAGAUCUGUUUCAAGGGGAAACUUAAACUGAAAUACUAUCAGCUAAUAGAAGAUGUCAAUUCAAUAUUUAGAAUUUAUCACUAAUCCAUAUCCCAUAAACUGCUCAAAACCUACUCUCAGAAAUGUUGCAUGAAGACCCAAAAUUAAGAAUCAAAGCUACAUCAGCAUUGUAGCACUCUUUUUUUCGAGAAAAUUUCAGACCCAGUAUUGGAAAUCUAAAUCUUAAUUUAAUUCAUGCAAAAGGUAGUUUUCAUACUUAAAAAUCGAAUUACAAAAAAUAACAUAGUGAUGAUGAAAUACUUGUAGAUUAUUUCAAUAAUGAAUUACCACCUAUAAAUGAAAUUCCUGUUUUUUUAAAAUAUCAAAAAAAUGGAUAAACAUCAACUUAAAAUCAAGACAAUCAAAAUUCUUAAUCCACCAAUUCUAAUUUUUUUAAAAGAAAUAUCUCAAAAUCACCAGAUUGA